CGUUUGUUUAUUUUCAAGAAAAUGGCGGAUGAUUCGGAAGAAACUGGCAGAGAUGCCUCCUUUUGGACCUUUUUGCCAGUCCUCUGGCAUCACUACAGAAGACAGGAAAGUUUCCUUUGUUGGUAAUUCAGCAAAAGUGCUUGUGAGCAUGAAAGAAGGACUGAAUUCCCCCAACAAAAGAGGCCACCCAUCACGGAUACGGAAGAGGAACAUGAGAUUUUACAAUGAUGAUGAAGACAAUUCAAGCUCCCCUGUCAAGUCUAGUCCAAGGAAACAGUCCAGACCUUCAAGUUCAAGAACUUAUGUUACCACUGGACAUGAUAAACGUGUGGCACAGAUUAUUGGUGUACGAUUACGUAACCUUCUUAAGCUUCCCAAAGCUCAUAAAUGGGUGUGUUACGAGUGGUUCUACUCAAAUCUGGACCAACCUUUGUUCCUAGGAGAAAAUGAUUUCCAAGUUUGUCUGAAAGAAUCCUUCCCACAGCUGAAACUGAAGAAGAUGAGACGUGUUGAGUGGUCCAAGAUUAGGAGGCUGAUGGGAAAACCAAGAAGGUGUUCAUCGUCAUUCUUUGCGGAAGAACGGGCAGCUUUACAUAAUAAACGUCAGAAGAUUCGUCUUCUGCAACAACGUAAGAUAAACGAGGUGGGUUCACAUGAAGAUCUGCCAGAGGAAGUGCCAGUACAUCUUGUGAUAGGGACAAAGGUCACAGCGAGACUAAGGAGGCCACAGGAUGGUUUAUUCACAGGUGUGGUUGAUGCUUUAGAUACUGUACAUAAUACAUACAGAAUUACGUUUGACAGACCAGGACUUGGUACAUACUCGGUACCAGACUACGAAGUCAGAAGCAGUGAACAUGUAGAGACUAUACCACUGUCGGCAUACCAACAGAAGGCAAGACCACGCCCAGUUCAGCAACGCCAACAUGGUGCUCUCAUGUCCCCACCCAGAUUUAUACCAAACAAUUUUUCUUCAGGAUUUGCACUGGACAAUGAUCCAUUGCUGAGUGGUUCACCAUUUAAAGGACAGCUGAUGAGUAUUGAAGGCGGCACAUAUGGUGGAUUUCCUAUAAAAUUUCUUGUUUUAGUGACACGACUGUCAAAGAUCCUUGAGAUAAAGAAAGACUGGAUCAAACAACUGAAGGAUAUGAAUACAGAGGCAGAGAAACGGGUACAUGUAAAUAAGUCCUAUCAGCAACCUAUACCUCCAGAGUUUCAGAAGAAAUAUGCCAACAUUGUGCUAGAGUUAGAAAACCUGAAUAAAGAUCUCAAUGAAUAUUUAGUUGGUGUGCAGCAGUAUUGUCAUGAUAUUUCACCAGAACAAGGAUUGAAGCCAAUUGACCAGCCAUCAGAGGUGAAGGAGAAAGCUGAUACAGAGGCUGCUAAACUGGUUAACAAAAUUACAAAUAAUAUGUUCCACAAUAAGAGGCUGGCAAGAAAUGAGCCAUUGAUGGAGCUGAUCGGAAAGUUGACUUCUCUUAUGCUACAGAUAAAGACAUUUUCAGAGAAUGAGCUGAAUUCUUUUGAGUUCAAGUCUUUACAAGACACGCUCACUGAAGUUCGUUCCAAACUAGAUGGAAAUAAUAUCAAUUCAUUCAAGAACAACGUAGAGAUCCAUAUUAACCAUGUGCAGAGUGGAUUGAGCCAGAUGGGUAAUCUUCAUGCUUUCUCUAAUACACAGUUCAAUGUGACGUGACCGAUCCAAUCUCGGGUUUAGACAUUGAGCAGCUUUAGACAUACAGUAGAAAGUUGUGACACAGGUAACAUGCUGCUGGUCACCUACUGUGUAUGUCAUACAUGUGAUGGAUUUUAUUAAUUGAAUGAAGAAACAUAUUUGAAAGAGCAGUGUGAAGCUGGGAAAAUAUGAAGGUCAUCUUGGUUGUACAAGUUAACAUUCUGGAUUAGUCAUCUAUGUAACAGCUUUAAGAAUGUUUGACCAGUCUUCAGUGUAACAGAUUUUGAACAGUCUCCUAUGUAACAGUUUAAGGUGACUGACCCAUCCCCUGUGUAACAGUCUUAGAAAUCUGUUAGACAAGUCAGCUGUGUAACAGUUUGAGAAAUCUGCAGUUUGUUGUGAGAGAGUAAACCCAGCAGUUGAUAGCCAGUGUGAGAAGGAUAGAAGGAUCAAGUUUAAAAUAUGUAUAGUUAUCAUAUAAUAACCUGUAAAUAUACAUUUAAAGAUUUGAAAAUAACUGCACAUGUUUAAACUUCCAAAUUUUUUUAUAAAAUAUCAGUAUACAAGUUAAAGAAAUUUAAUUUAUGUCUCAUUACCUACUCCUUGAAAGCAACAUGAUCUUACAGUUAAAAGCUCUAUUCACUGCACCAAAAAAAUGGCAGUGCAUAUUGUAUUUUAAGAUGUCUUUACAUAUUGAAGUAGUAAUGAAAAUUAAAAAAAAAACAGCAAAACAAAAGAACAUAAUGAAAAAGUUUUUCAUGUUACGGAGUUUUUUUUUUAUCCCAGAAUAUUCUGUAUUGUUCCUUAAACCCAGGACAUGCAGUACUAUAUAUUUUGUAGCCAUCUGUGAAGAAUAAAACAAUGAAAAAUCACUUGCUUUCGAGCAUUGGAGACUUCAGCAGCAUAGUUCAGUGUAGUCAGUCCUUAGUUGUAUUCGUCUGUUUAAAUCGCUGGAAAACAUGGAAAAGUCAAUUGUUCUGCUCAUUAAGGUGGUUUAAUAGAAAAUUUGACUAGAUGAAUAUUUGAGUCGUGCCAUGGGAAAACCAACAUAGUGGCUUUGCGACCAGCAUGGAUCCAGACCAGCCUGCGCAUCCACGCAGUCUGGUCAGGAUCCAUGCUAUUCGCUUUCAAAGCCUAUUGGAAUUAGAGAAACUGUUAGCGAAUAGCAUGGAUCCUGACCAGACUGCGCGGAUGCGCAGGCUGGUCUGGAUCCAUGCUGAUCGCAAGGCCACUAUGUUGGUUUUCCCAUGGUGCGGCUCAUUUAAUGUAUACUUCAACAGUCAGAACAUGUUUGAAUAGAAAAUGUAACUGAAAAAGAUAUGGAAAUAGAAAAUAUGACUGUAAAUGAUAAUAAUAAAUAAAAAGUUGACUGUAAAAAGAUAUUGAAAUAGAAAAUGAGGCAGUCUUAAGAUUGUUGAUUGUAUAUAAAUAUAAUAUUGUGUAAAUAUGCAUUAAAUGUACAGUGUACAGUUGUUGUCUAUGUACAUGUAUAAUGAAUGAAAUACAGAUAUAAAAUAUGAA
Messenger RNA from Mercenaria mercenaria, 3193 nucleotides. RefSeq names its product protein lin-9 homolog. The transcript is spliced from 17 exons. Gene Ontology annotation, biological process: regulation of cell cycle; regulation of transcription by RNA polymerase II; DNA-templated transcription. The record is from RefSeq and is a predicted model, not a curated record. Gene Ontology annotation, molecular function: DNA binding. Bases 29 to 1693 code for a protein of 554 amino acids. Lineage: Eukaryota; Metazoa; Mollusca; Bivalvia; Venerida; Veneridae. Gene Ontology annotation, cellular component: transcription repressor complex; nucleoplasm.